This is a messenger RNA of Fonsecaea erecta, 915 nucleotides long. RefSeq lists its product as hypothetical. The transcript is spliced from 2 exons. NCBI's taxonomy places the organism in Eukaryota, Fungi, Ascomycota, Eurotiomycetes, Chaetothyriales, Herpotrichiellaceae. The record is from RefSeq and is a predicted model, not a curated record. Bases 1 to 915 code for a protein of 304 amino acids.
AUGGCUGCCUCAAAAAUGAUCGGUGACCUUGAGCUGAAGCGUCUCGAAGAGUUGAAGCUGCUUGGGAAGAAGUUCAUUUUCAUUUAUCCCGAAGAACUCAACAACAGCGAGGACAACUUCGGUGAGGCGACGGAGAAAUGCUUGGCCGGAGGGUAUUUCAUUGCUUGCACUACCAAAAUCAUGCCUACUAAAAGAAGUGGAUGGAAGUCUGAGAAAGGCCGCGAUUUGAAGUUCCGGGUUCCAGAUGGGACCGAUCUGAGCAACGUACUGGUACAGUUCGACGCUGGAGAACUGACGGUCAUCGUGCUUCAGACCGAGAAGCACCACGUCUCGUUUAUUUCCAGACUCUACUACAAGUUCUUGGACGACAUCGUUCCGGAUAAGCUCAACCCUCAGAUCGUGAACGGCAGUGUCAACGACCUCGUCAAUGUAAUGGAAAAGUUCUGCGAAGCUCCUCAGAAGCAGUCAACACUUCCGUCGAGACGACAGCCAGCGCCGCUGGGGCGAGGCCCCAAAGCAGUCCAGCCCGAACUAAUUAUCCUCUCUUCGCCGUCGGCGACAGGGGACGACGAGAGGUUUUCUCAAGGAGCGACAAACGAUAGCCAGGAGAAGCAGCCUUCAUCGGAUAUGGAGGUCGACGAUUCUCUGAUUGAGGAGAAGAAGCGGAAGAAGCCUGGCCCCAAGUCGACGUUUGACCUGAUCACUUGCCUCGUGCAGAUGGACAGGCUUAUCCAGGACAGAAAGGAUAAGGGUAAGCGCUUCCCGACUGCUCUGGAGUGUGCUCAACAGGCUGCGAAGAAGACUAAGUCGCAUGUCAGUACAAUCCGCAACAAAACCCGGAAGUGGUAUCACGACAGGUAUAAUCGUGCGUGCCGACGUGGCGAACUGGACAGGCAUAAGGUUUUCAUUAAGUAG